AAAGGCCAUAACGGAUUUCUCCUCCUGUUCCCUCCUAUUCUCACUCUCUCUCCCCGCCUUUUCCUCUCUCUCUCUCCCUCACUCCUUUUCCUUCAUUAACUUUCCGUGGUUGAGCCUUCCUUUCACGUCACUUUAGCUGCUGCACCACUAACCCACCUUCACUCAACGGCGCCACCAAAUUCGAACCCUAGACUGUACUGCGCCGCUGCUUACCACUUGAUCACGGCUUCCAUUUUUCAUCGUCUCUUCUUUCGGCGAGAAGUGCAAAAAAUGGCUGUGGAAAUUGUGAAUGGCCCUACCCAUUUUGAAUUGAAUACAGGUGCUAAGAUUCCAGCAGUUGGUCUUGGUACCUGGAAAGCUUCUCCUGGCGAAGUUGGCCAAGCUGUCAUUCAUGCUGUUAAGGCUGGUUAUAGACAUAUCGACUGUGCUGCUGUCUAUGAUAAUGAGCAAGAGGUAGGGGAGGCACUUAAGGAGUUAUUUGACAGUGGAAUAGUGAAACGCGAGGAGUUGUGGGUCACAUCAAAGCUCUGGUGCAGUGAUCAGGCUCCAGAAGAUGUCUCCAAGGCCUUGAGCAAGACUCUUAAAGACCUGCACCUUGACUACAUUGAUCUGUAUCUUAUUCAUUGGCCAAUACGCACAAAACCAGGGUCACAGGGUUUUAGCCCUGAAAACAUUGUUCCUUUAUGCCUUCCUGAAACAUGGGCUGCAAUGGAGGGCUUGUAUGCUUCUGGCCAGGCACGUGCUAUUGGAGUGAGCAACUUCUCAACCAAGAAGUUGGAAGAUUUGCUUGCGUAUGCCAAGGUUCCUCCUGCUGUGAACCAAGUCGAGUGCCACCCUGUCUGGCAGCAACCAGCCCUUCACAAUCUGUGCAAAUCUACUGGUGUUCACCUUACUGCGUACUGUCCGUUGGGAUCUCCAGGUACCUGGAUAAAGGGAAAUGUUUUAAAAGAACCAGUAUUGAUUGAAAUUGCUGAAAAGCUCAACAAAACACCGGCACAAGUAGCUCUUCGUUGGGGAAUUCAGAGUGGUCAUAGUGUCCUUCCCAAGAGUGUAACUGAGUCAAGGAUCAGAGAGAAUUUCAGUAUCUUUGACUGGUCUAUUCCACCAGAGCUCUUCUCCAAGUUCUCUACUAUCAACCAGCGGAGGCUUCUGCGUGGGGAUUUUGCAAUUCAUGAAACUACACCUUACAAAAGUGUGGAGGAGCUAUGGGAUGGUGAAAUAUGAAUAUGAUGAUCAUACAUUUCAAAGGAUUUUAUUGUUUCUACUUCUUUCCAAGUGAUGUACUGUUUUGAUUUUGAAAUUUUAUCCAUGGUAAUGUGGUACUUUAGUUAGUUUUGCAAAAUUAUCUUCUCUCACAAUAAGUAGAUAUCUCAGGUUUAUCAUAGAUGCUUUUGUACACGUUUUUUAGUUGAAGUUUAGGGUUGUUAAGACUUUAGACCAUGCAUAUUUAGUGAGGUUAAAAUUUGGAAAAAGGUGUGUAUGCAGGUCAUCUUAUAUGGUUACCAUUGAUUUUUAUA
Molecule: messenger RNA, 1517 nt
Organism: Beta vulgaris subsp. vulgaris (sugar beet)
Lineage: Eukaryota; Viridiplantae; Streptophyta; Magnoliopsida; Caryophyllales; Amaranthaceae
Product: NADPH-dependent aldo-keto reductase, chloroplastic
Exons: 8
Coding region: 271-1224 (317 amino acids)
Cellular component (GO): cytosol
Molecular function (GO): aldose reductase (NADPH) activity
Source: RefSeq, a predicted model, not a curated record